AAGUCCUGAAAAUUGGGAGGUUGUUCUCCGCUCCUGGCGUAUGGUGUUAGCAGUUACUAGACUUUGUUCAAAAAUCUUCUACUUUGCAUGCUAUUCCCGCCGGGAUGGUCAAGAUGAAGUCGAAAUUCGGUGCUUUACCAAUGUGCUGGUCCGGAAUGCGAAGCCGAGUAGUGCAUAUUGGCGCGGAAGUGGAUCCUAGUGCUCGCAUAGAUGUGGAGACCCCACUGUGGAGCGAUAACUUUCUAUUUCGGCCCAGAAAUACCCGGAUGGAGCCGGUACGCUAAUGGUCUAAACACUGACUCGAACUCUUCCUGUAAGUGGCAAUC
Trematosphaeria pertusa is the source of this 326-nucleotide messenger RNA. RefSeq lists its product as uncharacterized. Lineage: Eukaryota; Fungi; Ascomycota; Dothideomycetes; Pleosporales; Trematosphaeriaceae. The coding region runs from base 105 to 284 and encodes 59 amino acids. The record is from RefSeq and is a predicted model, not a curated record. The transcript has a single exon.